UCUACGGCGCCACCAGCCAACGACCGCUCUUCGCCGCUGGGGUACGUUGGCGCCAGGCUCUCUGGACCCCGAGUCCCUCGUUACAGAAGGCGACGCUGCUCCUCGGCUUAUGUAACAGAUAUCAGGGUGAAUUCCGGAAACCACGAUCGCAAGUGGCGAGGUCCGUCGAUACUUGGGUCAGCGAAGGAUCCAGAGGAACGCCCCCACCGGUGCCUGCCCGCGACACCAUGCGGCUGCUGCUCGUGCUGGCUCUGCUGGCGGCGCCCGCCUUCGCACGCUACGACGGCGACCGCGCCGGCUACACUUAUGACGACGCCGCCUACACUUAUGAGGACGCCGGUGGCCGCUACGACCGUUGCCGCGACGCUGCGUGGUCCCGGCGCGACUGCCUGCCGACGAGCCACAACAGAAUCGUCACCAGUCGUCCUGACAGGUGGGCAGCCAAGUCACGCGUGCGGAUGGGAAACGGCGGCUGGCGGGCGCUGCCUGGAGGCGCCGCGGAGCUGCACUGCCUGUUCCCAGUGCCGCUGCUCUCGAACGUGGUGUGGACCAGAGUGGACAGGUCGGGCAGCUCGAGCCGCAUCCACAGCCAGGGCCACCUGUGGCCGCGCCCGCUGCCCGGCGGCUCAGCCCUGCUGGUGGACCGCGCCUCGCCGCUCGACGUGGGCCUCUACCGCUGCCUCGCCACCGCCCUGCACCCCCGCUCCGGGCCCGUCACCGUCUUCCAGGACGUCCACUUCCAGCCCUACUUCUAACCACCUCCGGACAGCCCAGUCCAACGCUGCCGAACCAGAGAACCGUUCUGACUUCACUGAAGCAGUCGCUAUGCUGGGCUAAAUGCUAUGUGGUGCUGCCAAUUACUAACGUCCCUCUGUUGUCACUCUGUCGCGAAGUUUGCUUCAGCUACUCACUGCCUCGAAAUCUCUACUAAACAUCCUGGGACUAUUAAAAAACAAACGAUGAAUUACAAUGUCGUUGUGUGUCUAGUGAAUGGGCUCUUUCCGUGAUGUUCACACCAGAAUUCUCAUAGUCGGAGCUACUGAGCGCAUAUGAAGUUAACGUCGCCGCUUUGCGCUAAUACUUGUUUAAUUUUAGCUGCAGAGAUCCAGUGAAGUAGAGAUUCCAUCACCAUCACCCUGGACAUCUACUUGCCUGUUCUUUAAGGGGGGGUAGGACGUCAAACGUGCCGACU
This is a messenger RNA of Schistocerca americana (American grasshopper), 1192 nucleotides long. RefSeq lists its product as uncharacterized. Lineage: Eukaryota; Metazoa; Arthropoda; Insecta; Orthoptera; Acrididae. The coding region runs from base 228 to 755 and encodes 175 amino acids. The record is from RefSeq and is a predicted model, not a curated record. The transcript is spliced from 4 exons.